AUGCUUCAUGGUUCGCGUCACUGGGAGGCCUUGUACACAUCAUGUCGACGAGCUGCCAGCAGUCUUGCGCCUCGGCGCAGCCUCCUCACCCUUGCGAUUGAGUCCUCCUGCGACGACACCUGCGUCGCGAUCCUUUCGAAAUGCAGAACGUCCAGUGACCCGCAACACGUGAAGACGCGAUUACUCUUGAAUGAGAAGGUCACUGCCAAAAACACCGGCAAAGGCGGCAUCCUCCCCACCGAGGCACUCGAGAGUCACCAGGCGAACCUCUCGAAACUGCUGGAGAACGCGCUGCCAUCGCUACCUGACGCCAACGAUGCACUCCCCCACGCAAAGAGAAUAUGGCUUCGGGAUGGUGCCCCGAAGCAAAAGCCAGACUUUAUAUCGGUGACGAGGGGGCCGGGAAUGUCAGCUAAUCUUGGUGUCGGGUUGGCCACGGCCAAGGGACUCGCGACGGCAUGGCAGAUACCAAUUGUCGGCGUCCAUCACAUGCAAGCCCAUGCUCUGACACCAAGGCUGGUCUCUGCGAUGGCGAAGGGCCGAGAUCCUGAGAAAGGUUCUCUGGGGCCAAUGUUUCCAUUCUUGACGUUGUUGGUUAGUGGCGGGCAUACAAUGCUACUCUAUUCGAAAGGUCUGGUAGACCAUAAGAUCUUGGCUACCGCAACCGACACAGCCGUUGGAGAUGAAUUGGACAAAUGCGGACGCCUCAUCCUUCCCCAAGAACUGCGGCAGAGCACCCCGGAUACUGCGUUUGGCAAGUACCUCUCCAGGUACGCCUUCAAGGAUCCAGAAGAGUUCGAGUCCUGGGAUGUGCCUCAAACGCGCAUUGAAGAGAUCAAUAAGCCCAUGAACGAGUUUGGAUGGAGAUUGACAACCCCAAUGGCUCAAAACAGAGAUCUGGCCUUUAGUUUCUCAGGCAUUGCGAGCCAGAUCAAAAGGAUGAUACUGGCAAGGGAAAAAGAAAACCGUCCAAUGGAGGACCGAGAGCGGAUUCUAUUGGCCCGGUCCGUCAUGGGUACGGCGUUCGAGCAUCUGGGUUCGCGAACCAUCAUUGCGUUGGAGAAACUCCGAGCAGAGGGCGUGGAAAUUCCCGCCCUGGUUGUGAGCGGAGGGGUCGCGGCGAACGAUUUCCUGCGCUACUACCUGCGAAGACUUUUGGAUGCGCGAUCUUUUGAGCGAAUGAGGCUGGUGUUUCCACCCAUUGAGCUGUGCACGGAUAAUGCUGCGAUGAUUGGGUGGGCGGGUAUGGAGAUGUUCGAGGCUGGAUAUACAACGGACUUUGGCUGUGCACCCGUGAAAAAGUGGACAAUGGACAGCCAAGGGCCCGAUGGAGGGAUCUUGGGGAUUGGAGGGUGGCUAACGAACUAG
Cladophialophora psammophila CBS 110553 is the source of this 1368-nucleotide messenger RNA. RefSeq lists its product as uncharacterized. The transcript has a single exon. Gene Ontology annotation, cellular component: mitochondrion. Bases 1 to 1368 code for a protein of 455 amino acids. Lineage: Eukaryota; Fungi; Ascomycota; Eurotiomycetes; Chaetothyriales; Herpotrichiellaceae. Gene Ontology annotation, biological process: mitochondrial tRNA threonylcarbamoyladenosine modification. The record is from RefSeq and is a predicted model, not a curated record.